CCCUCGCACUCUUUCACCAGCAACCCAUUUCUGCUCUUCUCUGCUCUUCUACUUAAAUGGAACAAAGAUCCACCGAUGCCCAUCACGCUGCUCCUCCACGGUAUCGCGGCAUUCGCCAGCGAAAAUGGGGGAAAUGGGUGUCUGAAAUCCGGGAGCCUGGUACGAAAAAGCGCAUUUGGCUUGGGAGUUAUGAAUUGCCGGAGAUGGCCGCUGCUGCUUAUGAUGUUGCUGCAUUGCACUUCAGGGGACCUGGAGUUCAACUCAACUUCCCUGAACUUGCUGAUAGUUUUCCUAGGCCAAGGAGUUCUAAAGCAGAGGAUGUGCAAAUGGCGGCUCAAGAGGCUGCUUUACGGUUUAGGAAUAGAAGACCGAUGAUGAAAAGUUCAGAAGCAGUGGACGGCUCUGGUGGUGGCGGCGGCGGCGGCUGUAGCGGCGGGGGUUUGGGUCCUGUAAGAAUUGGGCUUUCGCCGAGUCAGAUUCAAGCUAUUAACGAAACUCCUUUGGACUCCCCCAAGAUGUGGAUGGAGUUGGCUGGAGCUCUGCUGCUUGCAGAGCCCAUGGUUUUUGCAGAUGAUGACACUUAUCAAUUUAGCGAGUUUGAGGAAAUUCAAGAUGCCUCCAUUUGGGAUUGCUAAAUUUAAUUAACGUAUAUAAUUAAAUUCAAUCAAUUUUUAACAAUUUAUUGCAAGAUAUUUAAACAAUUGCGAAUUUCUUUCUGUUUUUUUUGAAGGAAAACUAUU
This is a messenger RNA of Hevea brasiliensis (rubber tree), 740 nucleotides long. RefSeq names its product ethylene-responsive transcription factor ERF022-like. Lineage: Eukaryota; Viridiplantae; Streptophyta; Magnoliopsida; Malpighiales; Euphorbiaceae. Bases 57 to 635 code for a protein of 192 amino acids. Gene Ontology annotation, molecular function: DNA binding; DNA-binding transcription factor activity. Gene Ontology annotation, biological process: regulation of DNA-templated transcription. The record is from RefSeq and is a predicted model, not a curated record. The transcript has a single exon.